AACAAAUAUAAACCCCCCAAAAAACAGGUGAUGCUCUCGCCCGGAGCAACUCGGGACCCCCCAACUCCUCCCCGAGCAUCCCUUGAAAAGAAAUAAAUGCCAAUUAAAAUAAAAAUGAAAGGAAAAAACCGUGGGCAAGCGGUUUCCCGGCCGUGCCCCCCCGGCCCCCCAGCCAGGUGCGUACUCACUUCGCGGCCCAGGUACAAGCCACCCUCAACAAUAGAGGCGCGUUGUUUUUUUCCCUCUGUGCCAAGCACAAGGCUGGAGCCAAUUUAGAUAUGCUAUAAAUUAAGAGGUUGCCAUGGUUACCGCCCUCCCAUUGGCCGCAUCCCGCGUGACGCGGCGCUCGGCGUCACCAAAUCUGAAUAAGGAUGCGCGAAUUACUAAGGCGGGGGACAAAGCUGGCGAUGGGGACAGCAUGAGAGUGGCGGCGCGGCGGCGGCGGAGCACAGCGAGGCACCGGGGCUGCCGGCUGCAGGGGGGGGUUCAUGCACCCCUCCCGCCGCGCCCGCUGCCGCAGAGCCCGCCAGCAGCGCGGCCGCCGCUCCGCCGGCUCCCGGGCCGCUCCGCACGCACCGGAGGGCGAUUUGGGGGGGUGUUUAGUAUUAUUGUUGUUAUUAUUUCUCGGGGGUGGUUUGGAUUAUUUUGCGGGGGGGCAUCGUUUUUUCCCUCCCGUCGUCGAGGCUCCGGAGAGAAGAGGGGGAAGAACUUGACAGCCGCCCCGCUGCCCUCCCCUGAAUUUUUUGUUGUUCCUUCUUCUGUAUUUUGUUAGUUUUUUAUUUUAUUUCAUUCGAUUUUAUUUUCUUUUGGGGCUUUAUUUUAUUUUAUUUUUAUUCUCCUUUAUUUUAUUCCAUUUUAAUUUAUUUGAUUUCUUACAUUUAAUUUCAUUUGACUCUAUUAUUUUUCCUGCCUUUUUUGUUUUUGAUUUUUUUGUUUGUUUGUUUGGUAUUUUAUUUUAUUUUUACAUUAUUUUCCUCUGCUUUUUUGUUGGUUUGGUAGGUUUGGUUUUUGUGGGGUUUUUUUUGGUCGGGGUUUUUUUGUUUGUUCGGUUGGGUUUUUUUCUUUUUUCGCCGCCGCCGUGUGCCGGCGCGGGGCUGGCUUCUCCUUUUGAGCGUCUCCAUCCCCCGGCGGAGGUUAUGAUGGUGCAUUGUGCGGGCUGCGAGAGGCCGAUUUUGGACCGGUUCCUACUGAACGUCUUGGACAGGGCAUGGCAUAUCAAAUGCGUCCAGUGCUGCGAGUGCAAGUGCAACCUGACCGAGAAAUGCUUCUCCAGGGAAGGGAAACUCUACUGCAAAAAUGACUUUUUCAGGAGGUUUGGUACCAAAUGCGCCGGCUGCUCCCAAGGGAUCUCUCCCAGCGACCUCGUCCGGAAAGCCCGGAAUAAAGUCUUUCACCUGAACUGUUUCACCUGCAUGGUCUGCAACAAGCAGCUCUCCACGGGCGAGGAACUCUAUAUCAUCGACGAAAACAAAUUUGUUUGCAAAGAGGAUUAUUUGAACUCUCCCAGUUUGAAGGAAGGCAGCCUCAACUCAGUGUCCUCAUGUACAGACAGGAGUUUGUCCCCGGAUCUCCAGGACCCCAUGCAGGACGACACGAAGGAGACGGACAACUCGACCUCCUCGGACAAGGAGACCACCAACAACGAGAACGAGGAGCAGAACUCGGGCACCAAGCGGAGGGGGCCCCGCACCACCAUUAAAGCCAAGCAGCUGGAGACCCUCAAAGCCGCCUUCGCCGCCACCCCCAAACCCACCCGCCACAUCCGGGAGCAGCUGGCCCAGGAGACCGGCCUCAACAUGAGAGUCAUCCAGGUGUGGUUCCAGAACCGCCGGUCGAAGGAGCGGCGGAUGAAGCAGCUGAGCGCGCUGGGCGCCCGCCGGCACGCGUUCUUCCGCAGCCCCCGCAGGAUGCGGCCCCUCGGCGGCCGCCUCGACGAGUCCGAGAUGCUCGGCUCCACGCCCUACACGUACUACGGAGAUUACCAAGGUGACUACUACGGGCCGGGAGGCAACUAUGACUUUUUCCCCCACGGGCCGCCCUCCCAAGCCCAGUCCCCGGCCGACUCCAGCUACCUUCAGAACUCAGGACCCGGCUCCACACCCCUGGGACCCUUGGAGCCCCCCCUAAGCGGACACCACUCCUCAGAAAACCAAAGGUACACGGAUAUGAUCUCGCACCCCGACACCCCCAGCCCCGAGCCGGGGAUGACGGGCUCGCUGCACCCCAUCCCGGGGGAGGUCUUCAGCGGGGGGCCCAGCCCGCCCUUCUCCAUGUCCAGCAAUAGCGGCUACAGCGGGGCUCUGUCGCACCCCAACCCGGAGCUCAGCGAGGCGGCGGUGUGGUAG
Molecule: messenger RNA, 2345 nt
Organism: Prinia subflava (tawny-flanked prinia)
Lineage: Eukaryota; Metazoa; Chordata; Aves; Passeriformes; Cisticolidae
Gene: LHX5
Product: LIM homeobox 5
Exons: 5
Coding region: 1137-2345 (402 amino acids)
Biological process (GO): neuron differentiation; regulation of transcription by RNA polymerase II
Cellular component (GO): nucleus
Molecular function (GO): DNA-binding transcription factor activity, RNA polymerase II-specific; zinc ion binding; RNA polymerase II transcription regulatory region sequence-specific DNA binding
Source: RefSeq, a predicted model, not a curated record